Molecule: messenger RNA, 659 nt
Organism: Monosiga brevicollis MX1
Lineage: Eukaryota; Choanoflagellata; Craspedida; Salpingoecidae
Exons: 1
Coding region: 195-659 (154 amino acids)
Source: RefSeq, a predicted model, not a curated record
GGGUCCCCUUGCCCACAGGCGCCGUCCCGCAUCUUGGCGUUGGAGCCCGCUACUUUUCGAGAGGGCUACAUCUUACCCUUGGGUAUUGUUCGAGUUGGGGGCCCUUGCGCGUCGUGCAUUUUCUUGACCGCCGCUCACGGAACAGUGCACCACGCAUCGUGAAGGCCGGUAGCUACCGGACCUGAUCAGACAUCAUGGCUGUAGCUCAGCGUCCCCGCAAGAACGCACAGCUGUUCAGGUCAAGCAGCACGACCAACUUGAUGGUCGCACCGGUGUCACAGACCUCAGCCCCAGCAUGUGCGUGUUCAACGCUGGGAGCCAUCGUUCGCACCGCCCAUAGCAAGAAUAAGCGAGACAUGCGUCGACGCGACAGCCUGCAUCGUGCGCUGCAACAAUCGCAGUUCUGGCGCCACCUCCAGCGCACCUUCCUCACCAACCCGGCCGAGUCGGACCUUUUUGAGAACAUGACCGUCCAGGAGUACGAGAACUACUGCCGUGCUCGAAUGGCAGAUGUCCAUUCCAAGCCCCAGAUCAAACCGUCAACUGAUCGUGCCCCCAGACGUUCAGACCCCCAUCCGCGAUCAAUCAAGGAGACUGAGCCUCCGGCCCAACGUCGGCGGCAGCGUCGCUCAUGCCCCACCUUGAUCGCGGUCGUGUGA